AUGAAGUUCCUCGCCAUUGGCGCUCUGCUCUUCGGGGCGGUGGCUGCAUUUGCAACAGAUCAUAUCCCACAGGGCGCAAGUCUCAUUGCAGCAAACGAUGUUUCUUCGUUGAAAGGCUGUGGAGCUCAUGGCCAAAAAUAUCCCAAUCGCCGGACGGUGACGAUCCGAGCAUCCAAGAACGACAAGGAUGAUAUUUCGGACGAUUUCCUCUGGGCGAUGAAGCGGGCAAAUCAUGGCGGUCGGGUGCUUUUGAAGAAAGGAAAGACAUAUGUUAUUGGCAAAAAGCUCGACUUGAGCUUCUUGAAUGACAUCGAGGUCCAAUUAGAAGGCGAGAUCAAGUUCACCGAUGACAUCAAAUAUUGGCAAGCCAAUAACUUUUAUUAUGAUUUCCAAAAGUCAAUCACUUUCUGGGUGUGGGGUGGCCAGGACAUUAAGAUCUUUGGACACGGUACCUUGAACGGCAAUGGCCAGGCAUGGUACAACGCUUUUGCCGGGCGGGAGAUUUUGGACUCGAAAAAUACCUUUUACCGACCCAUCUUGUUCCUGACCGACAAUGCGACCCGCAUCAGCGUGGAAGGAAUCACCCAGCUCAACUCCCCGUGCUGGACCAACUUUUUCGUGCGGACUAAUGAUGUUUCCUUCGAUGAUGUCUUCAUCAAUGCGUACUCGACCAAUGCAUCUGCCUUGCCUAAGAAUACCGACGGUUUUGACUCCUUGAAUGUCAACGGACUUCGAGUUACCAAUACCCGCGUGGACAUUGGCGACGAUUGCUUCUCGCCCAAGCCCAACACAUCGAAUAUCUUUGUGCAAAACUUGUGGUGCAAUAACACCCACGGCGUAAGCAUGGGCAGUAUUGGACAGUAUGCAGGUGUCAAGGAUAUCAUCGAGCAUGCUUACAUUGAAAAUGUGACCCUGCUGAAUGGUCAGAACGGCGCUCGUCUUAAGGCUUGGGCCGGUGAGUCCGCCGGUUACGGUCGAAUCAACAACAUCACCUACCGCAACAUCCACAUCGAAAACACCGAUCAGCCGGUGGUCUUGGAUCAGUGUUACUUUAACAUCAACUCGACGGAGUGUGCAGCCCAUCCCUCUGCCGUAAACUUUACCAACAUCGUCUUUGACAACAUCUACGGUACAUCUUCCGGCAAAAAGGGCAGAGAGGUUGUUGAUUUGACUUGCUCGCCGAACGCUGUGUGCGCGGAUAUUCACCUGUCUCGUAUCAACUUGACGGUUCCACCUUUGAUCAGUUGCAAUGGAAUCCAGGGUGAAGUUGGCGUGCCUUGUACCAAAUCAACAUAG
This is a messenger RNA of Penicillium diatomitis, 1296 nucleotides long. RefSeq lists its product as uncharacterized. The coding region runs from base 1 to 1296 and encodes 431 amino acids. Gene Ontology annotation, molecular function: polygalacturonase activity. Gene Ontology annotation, biological process: carbohydrate metabolic process. The record is from RefSeq and is a predicted model, not a curated record. NCBI's taxonomy places the organism in Eukaryota, Fungi, Ascomycota, Eurotiomycetes, Eurotiales, Aspergillaceae. The transcript has 5 exons.